This is a messenger RNA of Colletotrichum spaethianum, 300 nucleotides long. Its product is annotated as polyketide synthase-nonribosomal peptide synthetase. Lineage: Eukaryota; Fungi; Ascomycota; Sordariomycetes; Glomerellales; Glomerellaceae. The transcript has a single exon. The record is from RefSeq and is a predicted model, not a curated record. Bases 1 to 300 code for a protein of 99 amino acids.
AUGGCACGCCAAGACGACGACGAAGCCUCCUGGGACCUCUUGUACACCUUGCUCGGCUACUCGCGCAAGCUGCAAGCCGUGCCUGUGUCUGAGAAUCUCUGGGGUUGUCUCGACCUCGUCGCCGUUUACAACGUCAGCAACGACAUCAUCCAGAUGGUGUACGACAACAAACUCUGCGCGAACGAUGGUGGCGUCUCCUACGUCCACCAUACAGGCAAUAUAGUCAUGCCCAUCGACAAGAUGAAGGAGUUCUUUGAGGAGUGCGGCUAUACGCACCUCUUCGAGAAGCUGCCUAUUUAG